AACUCCUGUUGAUUGUACUUGUUCUUUUGGAGUGUGAAAUAACGUCCCGUUUGUCUUUUCUGAGUUAACCGGGGGCCACUAUCUGCUAUGAUGGCUUUGGCUUUAGCUGACCGAGCCAUUGCAGCAAUUGUUGGGUCAGCCGUCGCCGAUGCUGCAGCACAACCGCUCCACUGGGUUUAUGACCUGCAGAAGCUCAGCGGUCUUCUGUCACAAACCCCUCACCCAGAAUUUCGCCCAGAAUCAGCAAAUCCAUUUUACAGGAGGGAGACGGGCAAGCAGAGCUGUUAUGGUGAUCAGGCCUAUGUAUUGCUGGAGUCUCUUUCCGAGCGUGGCGGUCUGAAUCUUGAGGAUCUGAAGAAGCGCUCAUACAAGCUCUUUGGUCCAGGGUCUGAAUAUGACACUCCUGUCAACGAUCCGUACAGGGACAAAUCAGGUCCAAGACCUCAGCUGCCCAUUGAAGGACCGUGGAGACAUGCAAGUAUCAAAAGCUUCAUAAAGAAUGUGGACGCAGGCAAGGACGAAACAGGUUGUGAAACUGACAACCAAAUAGACGGGAUAGCAAAGCUUGCUCCCAUUGUGGCAUGCUACGCUGGGAAGCCAGAGAUGUUGGAGAAGGUUGAAGAUGCCAUCCGAGUUACUCAAAACAACGACUUCUGUGUGACGGAAACCCUUGCUGCUGCUAGGUUUCUCGAGCACUUUAUACUGAAUGGUCCAGAUCCUGAAGCGUUGGAUGCAGUGGUAAAGCAGCUUAAUGAUCCAAACAGAAAGAACCCCCAGGAGCUGGACAAAGCUGUCGUUGGGCACAUACAUCAAGUAAAGGAGAAUCUAACCAAGACUCCCAAAGAGUUGAUACCCACCGUGUUCCCAAACACCUGAGGUUUGCCCGGUGCAUUCCAGGCGGCGCUUCAUGGGGUCCUGACGGCUCAGCAGUUUGACACGGCUGUCCGCGACACUAUGAGCUGCGGGGGAUGCACCUGCAGCAGGAGCUCCUUCAUUGGGGCCUGCAUUGGAGCUCAGGUUGGACUCCAGGGAAUUCCAGACUCAUGGAAGGACAAAACCUUGCAAUACAGUUUACUGCUUGAACAUGCAAAGAAAGUUGCCAACCUCCACCAUGCCUAACUUUUAAAACUAUUGCACUGUAAAACUGCUGAGCUAUCCAAUCAGUGUGUUACCUAUCAAAAAAAUUUUUCAGAUACUCCUCUAUGCCUGUUGUGGUUUGACAGAACAAUCAAUGACAGUUUUAGCUUCAAGUAUCACAGGGUUAAAACUUGAUGUCUCUUGUUCUGUGAGGUCAUGACAUGCUGAAUAUCACAUGCUAAGUGUCAUGUGCUAAAUUGUGCAAUAAAUCAUGUUACUCCUUCUGUA
This is a messenger RNA of Chanos chanos (milkfish), 1365 nucleotides long. It is a transcript of the gene selenoj, whose product is annotated as selenoprotein J. NCBI's taxonomy places the organism in Eukaryota, Metazoa, Chordata, Actinopteri, Gonorynchiformes, Chanidae. The transcript is spliced from 10 exons. The record is from RefSeq and is a predicted model, not a curated record.